Lactuca sativa (garden lettuce) is the source of this 4331-nucleotide messenger RNA. Its product is annotated as disease resistance protein RPV1. Gene Ontology annotation, biological process: signal transduction; defense response. The record is from RefSeq and is a predicted model, not a curated record. Gene Ontology annotation, molecular function: ADP binding. Lineage: Eukaryota; Viridiplantae; Streptophyta; Magnoliopsida; Asterales; Asteraceae.
UGUACUCAAUUUAUUAUUAAUUAUUAUAAAAAGCCUGGCAGGUGUGAGCUACGAGUGAAUUAAAAAUGAGAAUAUUGGAUGCUUACCGUUUCAACAACAGGUUGCAUAUUCUCAUGUAUAAUAUGUUGUUGCAUAAUUUCCAUUGGUUAUCUUUUCUUUUAACCAAAUAAUCGUAUCCUCUUCUACCAAUCAAGUGGCUUUUGUCUCCACCUACUUCCAUAGACUUUCUUUACAAACUGAUAACGUUGACAUUUUGAUUUAGCCAUUGCUAGAACCAUAUUUUUUUAACUUACACCCUUGAUCGAGGUCAUUCGGUUCAUCUCAUCCAAGUUUAUUUGCAAUUGUUUCAUAUAGAUUUUUCCCAACAUAGAUAUUAUUGUAUAGGAUCCUUCAAGUAUACCUUCGAUGGCAUCCUCUUCAACUUCAUCUGUUCCUAAGAGCUUUAAGUAUGAUGUGUUUUUGAGUUUUAGUGGGGAAGACACCCGUAAGAACUUCAUUGAUCAUCUUUAUCAUGCUCUUCAGCAGAACAACAUUUACACUUACAAGGACGACAAGAGAAUCAAGAAAGGGAAACGGAUCAGCGAUGAGCUCAUGGGAUCCAUUGAAGCCUCAAAAUACUUCAUCAUUGUUUUCUCAAAGAACUACGCCUCUUCAUCUUGGUGCUUAGAUGAGCUUGUGAAAAUAAUGGAUUGUCACAAGACAACCAAGCAUACUGCUUACCCAGUCUUCUAUGAUGUGGAACCCUCUGAAGUCCGCAAACAGAGUGGGGAAGUUGGAGAAGCCUUUGCCAGACACAAAAAGGAAGAGGCUGCUGGGAAAUGGAGAGAGGCUCUCAAAGAAGCAGCUGAUCUGGCAGGGUGGGAGUUGAAAAACACUGCUAAUGGGCAUGAAGCCAAAUUCAUCCGACAAAUCAUUGAAAAGCUUUCAUUAGAGUUACGGUCCAUUAAGGUCUGCAUUGGUAAAAACUUAGUAGGCAUGGAGACCCGGAUAAAUGAUAUUAUAUCAUCUUCAGGAAUGGCUUCUGAUGAUGUUUCCAUGAUCGGGAUCAUAGGGAUAGGAGGUGGUGGGAAGACAACUUUGGCCAAAACUAUUUUUAGUAAAAUAUCCUUUCAGUUUGAAGGCAAAGCUUUUAUUGAGAAUGUCAGGGAAGUUUCGAAUGCUUCUUUGUCCGGUUUGGAGUUGUUGCAAAAUAAAGUCCUUUCAAAUGUUUUAAAUGAUAAAGGCAUCCACGUAGGCAGUGAAUGCGAGGGGAAAAACAUGAUGUCAUGGAUGAUGCGCGGUAGAAAGGUUCUUCUUGUUCUAGAUGAUGUGGAUCAUCUAGACCAACUUGAGGCGUUAGCUGGUGACCCUAAUUGGUUUAAGCCGGGAAGUAUGAUUAUUAUUACAACAAGAGAUUUGCAAGUGCUUGUAGCACAUGGAGUAAAGUUAAUUCAUAAUGUCAAUCUUUUAUCAGAUAAGGAAGCAAUUUGGCUCUUUAGUAGGUAUGCAUUUGGGAAAGAGAUUCCAAGUAAUGGGUAUGAAGAGUUAUCUAGAGAAGUAGUAUGUUAUGCUGCUGGUCUUCCCUUGACAAUCAAAGUUUUGGGUUCGUCUCUGUGUGGUAAAAGUAAGCUUGAAUGGGUAGAUGCCUUGGCCAGACUAAAAACAAUUCCUUUAGAGGAAACCCAGAAAAAAUUGGAAUUAAGCUAUAUUGGUCUAGACGACGAUUACAAAGAAAUAUUCCUAGAUGUUGCAACCAUAAUGAAAGGUUGGCAGAAAGAGACGGCCAUAAUAGCACUUGAAAGCCGUGGAUUUCAUGCUAGAAUUGGGUUAAGGGUUCUUGAGCAAACAUCUCUCAUAACUAUUAAUGAUGAUUUUGAUGAACGUGUGGGCCUGCAUGACCAUUUAGAAGAAAUGGCCAAAAAUAUUAUUUGUCGUUCGCACCCCGAUAUGCCUAACCAGCACAGCCGAUUGUGGAAUUACAAAGAAAUUGAAAAUAUAUUGGUGAAUGACUUGGGUACUGAAGCAACAAAAGGCAUUCACUUCUUUCCAUUGAGAUUCAAUGCGAAAGUUUUUAUGAAUGGUCUUAGAAAGAUGAAGGAACUGUGGUUUCUUGAUGUGGUAGAUCUUCACUUGAAUUUGGAGAAUGAUAAACUCGUGCCAAACUUUUUAAAUGCUUUAGGAUUUCUGUGUUGUAAUUGGAAAUUUAAUAAGGUCAGUCUAUACUUUCCAAAUUCUUUACGAUAUUUGCAAUGGUACAAUUACCCUUUUAGGUCUUUACCCGAAACAUUUGAAGCAAAUAAUCUUGUCGCGCUUCAUAUGGCUAACAGCGGUAUUGUACAACUUUGGGAAGGGGGAGAAAGAAAGGUUUUUAACAAGCUCAAAUUCCUUUUCCUCAGUGGUCCAAAUUUGAGGUCCCUUGACCUUGGGUUGGCUCCAAAUCUCGAGACGUUGAGGCUUCAACGAUAUGGUGGUUUGGUAGAACUUUACAUGCCCAGGGAAUGUCUAAAACUCAGAUCUCUUGAACUUUUUGAUGUAAAGUUGCGGACCCUUGACCUUGGGCUGACUCCAAAUCUUGAGAACUUGUUGCUUGUAAGUGGUGAUAUGGUAGAACUUUACAUGCCUGAUAGAUGUCUAAAUCUAAGAUCCCUCAAUGUUGAUCAUUCAAAUUUGAGGACCCUUGAUAUUGGGCUGACUCCGAAUCUCGAGUAUUUAGUUCUUAGAAGUUGUUAUGAUCUGGAAGAACUGCACAUGGCCAACGAAUGUUUAAAGCUCAGGUCCCUCUAUCUUAGAGGUUUAAAGUGGAGGACCCUUGACUUUGGGCCAAGUCCAAAUCUUGAGAGGUUAGAUCUUCAUAAAUGCACCAGUCUAGAAAAAUUUCACAUUUACGAAUGUCCGAUACUCACAUGCAUCGACAUCAGCAAUUUAAAGUUGAGGACCCUAGAUCUCAGGCGGGUUCCCAAUCUCAGUAAGUUGUCUCUUUCUGAAUGCAAAGUUUUGGUAAACCUUCACUUGCCCCAUAGAUGUCUAAAUCUCAGGACCAUUAAAUUCACUAAUUCAUGGUUGAGGAUCUUUCAUCUUGGGCAGACUCCAAAUCUCGAGGAGUUGGAUCUUGUGAAAUGUGAUUAUUUGGUGGAAAUUCAAGUGGUUGAUGAAUGUAAUAAGAUUGUAUCCCUUGGGCUUGACCAUUUAAAGUCGUGGACCCUUGACCUUGGGCUAACCCCAAAUCUCAAGAAGUUACAUCUUAAAGAAUGUUAUUACUUGGCCCAACUUCAUGCUCCCAUGGAUUGUUUAAAAAAUGUUGUGUACUUCAACUUAAAUGGUUGUUUGGGGUUUAGAUCUUUAUUUUUUAACAGAAGGGAUGAUACUUCUGGUAGAGUGCAUGAAUCACUUGAGGUUGGUCCUUUAGCUGAGUUACAUUUCACCCUAGAAAGAUGCCCACUUCACCCUGACAAUAAUUUUCCAGACUUUGAGUUUACAUGUUUUCAUAAAGAAGAUAUACCCUCAAUGACUAGAGGUAUUGAGAAGCUUAUUUCUGAGGGUCAGUGUGCUUGCACAAAAUUUGAGACGUUUUCAAGAAGCAUUUGUGGGCUACAGCGAUAAAGGAAAGCUUAAUCUUCUUGAGUAGGCUUAUGAACAGUAACCUAGAGCUAGUCGGUUACUGUUCAUCGGUCGGUUGAUGACGUAACUUUUCAGCCGGCCAAUUUUGAUCCCUCCACCGCCAUUGCCUUCGAUUAGAUUUGCUCACUUUGCUCACCCCCACUUCAAUCGCAAUUUCCCUCGCAAUCACAGACGUAUUUACUCACCACCGCCCACUUCAAUCGCCGAAUUCCAAGUCUGAGUCGCUUUAUCGGAUUAUCUUACACUCACUGAACCUAUGAUUUUGAAGGUUUCAAAGAUUUUGCCCUAUUUUCUAUUUGUUUCGUUUGCAGGUUUCAAAGAUUUUGUCCACAAUGGAUUAUCAGCUGGCUAAUAAUACCAAUUGUUUUGGAGGUUUACGGAGUGGGCGGGACAUGGUUAUGGGCAUAAGGACUGCCAGUAGUCUUUAUAUGUUGGGAAGGAUAGAUGCAUAGUGAUUUUGAACAUCUUAAACCUCAAAUUGUUAAUCAGGUACUUCUUCUUCGAAGGGAAAGGAGCCAGCACAAUAGCAUCGCAUCACACACAUGAUAUUCCGCACAUGAGAUUCUUGGGAUUUGUAUUCUGACAUUAUUUUUUCUAUGAUAUGUUUUUGAGAUGAUCGAUUUAUGGUUUUCAUGAUAUGAGAUAACAUUGAUGAUGUUUUUAGUAAUCUGUUUUAUGAAUCUUUAAACUAAAAAUGAAAUUUUUGGUCUUGAAAUUUGGGAUGUUACAAGUUG